CCUUCUUGGAAUGGACUUCUGUGUGGAGGAAAUGUUGGAUUCAUACAUAGGUGAAGGGUUGGGUGGUGUUCGCUUUGUUGGGAUAUGUGGGAUGGGUGGAAUGGGCAAAACAACCCUUGCACAUGAAAUUUAUAGAAGAAUUUCUGGUAACUUUGAAGCUAGAAGCUUUAUUGCUAAUAUUAGAGAAGAAACUAAAAAUCAAGGUCUAGUUUCUUUACAAAAACAACUUCUUUCUAAGAUCCUCAUGGAAAGUGAAAUAAAUAUAUGGGAUGUUUGUGAGGGAAUCAAUGUUAUAAAGAAUACACUAUGUAAUAAAAAUGUUUUUAUUAUUCUUGAUGAUGUGGAUGGUGAUGAGCAAUUAGAAGCAUUGGCAAGGAAGCAUGAUUGGUUUGGUCUUGGAAAUAGAAUCAUUGUAACAAGCAAAGAUAGCCAUUUAUUGAUAAAAUGUGGUGUGGAUUACAUAUAUACAGCCAAGGCAUUGAAUAAUGAUGUUGCUUUGCAGCUUUUUAGUUGGAAAGCUUUUCAUAAACCUCAUCCUGAAGAAAAUUAUGUGAAUUUGUCUAAGGACUUUGUGAAUUUUGCUAAAGGGGCCUUCCUUUAG
This is a messenger RNA of Quercus lobata, 601 nucleotides long. RefSeq names its product TMV resistance protein N-like. Bases 11 to 601 code for a protein of 196 amino acids. The record is from RefSeq and is a predicted model, not a curated record. The transcript has a single exon. Gene Ontology annotation, biological process: defense response. Gene Ontology annotation, molecular function: ADP binding. Lineage: Eukaryota; Viridiplantae; Streptophyta; Magnoliopsida; Fagales; Fagaceae.